Camelus dromedarius (Arabian camel) is the source of this 999-nucleotide messenger RNA. It is a transcript of the gene ARL2, whose product is annotated as ADP ribosylation factor like GTPase 2. The record is from RefSeq and is a predicted model, not a curated record. The coding region runs from base 116 to 670 and encodes 184 amino acids. The transcript has 5 exons. Gene Ontology annotation, cellular component: cytoplasm; microtubule cytoskeleton. Gene Ontology annotation, biological process: protein folding. Gene Ontology annotation, molecular function: GTPase activity; GTP binding. Lineage: Eukaryota; Metazoa; Chordata; Mammalia; Artiodactyla; Camelidae.
CAAGUGAGGCGCCGGCCAAUAGGCUGUGUUGUCGGUAGGCCCGAUAGCCAAUAGGAGCAGGGAAAGGGGUCCCGGGACUAGGAAGAAACGGCGGCCCGGAGGGGGCUACUAGGUCAUGGGGCUUCUGACCAUUCUGAAGAAGAUGAAGCAGAAAGAACGGGAGCUGCGUCUGCUCAUGCUCGGCCUGGACAAUGCUGGCAAAACAACUAUCCUCAAGAAGUUCAAUGGGGAAGACAUCGACACCAUCUCCCCGACACUGGGCUUCAACAUCAAGACCCUGGAGCACCGAGGAUUCAAGCUGAACAUCUGGGAUGUGGGCGGCCAGAAGUCCCUGCGGUCCUACUGGCGGAACUACUUUGAGAGCACCGACGGCCUCAUCUGGGUAGUGGACAGCGCUGACCGCCAGCGCAUGCAGGACUGCCAGCGGGAGCUCCAGAGCCUGUUGGUGGAGGAGCGCCUGGCUGGAGCGACCCUCCUCAUCUUUGCCAACAAGCAGGACCUGCCCGGAGCACUGUCCUCUAACGCCAUCCGCGAGGCCCUGGAGCUGGACUCCAUCCGCAGCCACCACUGGUGCAUCCAGGGCUGCAGUGCCGUCACCGGGGAGAACCUGCUGCCUGGCAUCGACUGGCUCCUGGAUGACAUUUCCAGCCGCAUCUUCAUGGCCGACUGAGCCACUACAGAUGCCCCCCAUCUCACAGUCCCGGCCCCACUCUACAGGCCCUCACCAAGCACCAUCCAUUGGGGGAUGGGAGUCAGCCAGCCCAACUAACACCCCACGCCCCUCUGUAACCUGCUACUGCUACUGCUGCCCACUGCUUCUCCGUGGCCAGCCGGCCCCCCUGGCAGGAGGGCUGUCACCCUGGCUCCUGACCCAGCCUGCCUGCAGCUGCUGUACCAAGAUGAGAGGACUGGGGCUGGGAUGGGGCUGCCCCUGCUGCUGUUGAGGCUGUGGGCCUUGUCCUUUGCUCAGCUGUGGGAAUAAAUUGUUCCCUGCCCCCA